AUGGUUCUCCAGCUUUCAGAUGCUGCCGUAGAAGAUGUAGACCGAAUAGCCUCCGUGCAUCUCUCUGCCUUUGACUCCAACGUUUUACUGCACGCACAAUUCCCAACCCCAGCCAGCUUGGCAUUCUUGCAUUCCCUCCUAAGUCAAGAGCUACUGCAUACCAUUCAGAAUGUACAAGCAGCCGGGAAAGCUGUCAUGGUAGUCAGAGACACGGAAGCAGAGAACCAGAUUAUCGGAUUUGCAAAGUGGGAUUUGCCUAGUGUUUCCAACAAAGAGUACCAUGCUGGUGUUACAUGGCAUAUGGAUGUCAGACAGGAGUUUUUAGAUGUCUAUCAUGAGAAGGCAGAGCGGGCUAAAGUCAGCGUCAUUGGGGAUAAAUCAUGCUAUCGUCUUACUUUCGUUGGAACCCAUCCUGACUUUCAGGGAAAAGGAGCUGCAACUCUAUUGACCAAAUGGGGACUUGAAAGGGCGAAGCAGGACAAUGUCCCGGUCUACCUUGAGAGCACAGUUGCCGCAUCGUCUCUCUACCGUCGACUCGGAUUUAUGUUACUUGAUGGUCUGUCUAUGGCUCUCCCUCCAGUCGGAAAUGAUAGCGCGCCAAAUAUUUACGAGGAACUUUGCAUGCUCCGCACGUGGGAAGACGGCGACGGAAUGGAGUAUUGGGAUUCCAGCCUCGAUAUUUCAAGCCUUCGACUGGAUUAUGAAGCUGGAAUGAAGCCUCAGACUGUCGUUCAAGCAAUAUACGACCGCAUCGAGGCAUACAAAGAGGUCCAGCCUUCACUAUGGAUCCAUCUACAGCCUAUUGGCGAAGUGAUGAGCCAGGCUCAUGCGUUAAAUCAACGCUGGCCGAUUCUGGAAGAGCGACCACCGCUGUGGGGCGUACCGUUCAGUGUCAAGGAUAGCAUCGAUGUUGUUAAUAUUCCCACCACAAUCGGUUGUCCGGCUCUCGCCUUCACGCCUACAUCCUCUGCCACAGUAUACCAAAAAUGCAUAGACGCGGGUGGGCUCUUCAUUGGGAAGCCUAAUAUGGAGCAACUUGCUACUGGAAUGACGGGGUGCCGAAGUCCUUAUGGCACCCUUCAUUCUACUUUCAGCAAGCAACAUAUUGUUGGGGGGUCAAGUAGCGGUAGCGCUGUUACGGUGAGUCAAGGGCUCGUCUCAUUCUCUCUGGGCAGUGAUACAGCAGGCUCAAUCCGUGUGCCAGCUUUAUACAAUGGAGUAUUCGGCUUCAAGCCAACAAAGGGUACUGUAUCUGCGCGGGGAGUCUACCCUGCAUGCCAACACCAAGAUUGCGUUUCAUUUCUCGCAACGUCAGUAGGAGAUGCAGAAUCAGUAUGGGAGGUUUGCAAAGGGUUUGACAAGACGGAUUUCUUCGCAAAACCGUCCUCUUUCUUAUCCGAGCCUUUGAGAGAAUCUUCAACCAAACUUUCGUUCCGUUUCGGCGUGCCACCCAACGUCGCACUUGAUGCAUGCAGCCCCGUAUACCGCCAAAAGUUCGAACAGGUAGUCCAAGCUCUCAAAAUCGAAUCUAGAAAUCCUGUCGAUCUGGACUGGGCUCCUUUUGCAUCCGCAAACGAACUGCUAUAUGGCGGCACAUUUGUUCUAGAGCGUCUCACUAUCCUACCACAGGGCUGGUUCGAGGAAAACAAGCAGUUGCUACAUCCAGUCACCAGAAGCGUGUUUGAAGGCGCACUUGCAAGGGGGAGCACAGCCAUAGAUGUGUUCCGUGACCUGCAUAAGCAAGCACAAUACAAAAGGGCUGUGGAAGAUGUUUUAACGUUCAACGAAGAUGUGCUUACCGUCAUGGUUGUGCCGACUGCACCAUUCCAUCCAACAAUUGAGGAAGUUGAGAAGGAUCCGCUUGGAAUCAAUGGAAGGCUGGGGGCUUUUGCGCAUUUUGCUAAUGUGUUGGACUUGGUGGGUAUUGCGGUGAAGUGUGGGACCUAUGAGAUUGAUGGCGAGGACGUGGGGAAGAUGACGUUGCCAUUUGGUGUUACUAUUUUGGCGGGGUGUGGGCUUGACAAACAACUGUUGACGCUGGCGAAACAGCUUGAGGAAUCGCUGAGCUAUCUAGGUGAGGAGUAA
This is a messenger RNA of Lachnellula hyalina, 2085 nucleotides long. RefSeq names its product Allophanate hydrolase (gene atzF). The coding region runs from base 1 to 2085 and encodes 694 amino acids. Gene Ontology annotation, molecular function: acyltransferase activity, transferring groups other than amino-acyl groups. The transcript is spliced from 2 exons. The record is from RefSeq and is a predicted model, not a curated record. Lineage: Eukaryota; Fungi; Ascomycota; Leotiomycetes; Helotiales; Lachnaceae.